Carassius gibelio (silver crucian carp) is the source of this 8986-nucleotide messenger RNA. RefSeq names its product sodium/hydrogen exchanger 1. The record is from RefSeq and is a predicted model, not a curated record. Gene Ontology annotation, molecular function: sodium:proton antiporter activity. Gene Ontology annotation, biological process: proton transmembrane transport; regulation of pH; sodium ion transport. Gene Ontology annotation, cellular component: membrane. Bases 707 to 3025 code for a protein of 772 amino acids. The transcript is spliced from 13 exons. NCBI's taxonomy places the organism in Eukaryota, Metazoa, Chordata, Actinopteri, Cypriniformes, Cyprinidae.
CUCCCAUAGAAUUGCAAAAACCUGCCCAAAGGGUGUGUUUUAAGAGCGCUACGUAUAUUUGCUCUGCAUCACGCACUGCAGACAUGGAAAAAGCAGCCGGUGUGUGUGAAACAUUUAGUGUUCGCGCUAAAUGACAUCGUAUAAGUUCUUUAAGGAGCACUGAGGAGCUCGCGUGACGCUGCCGCGAAUUCAGCAAAGUCAUCCGUAGUUCAAGCGACUUUUCCUCGUCGUCUGGAUCGGGACAGCAUUGCAGGUUCCGAUGUUACCAGAAGAUAAAAACGACCAAUAUGAGGAAAACAUGAUUUGAGGACUGACUGUUAUCGAUUAGGAGUGUCUUGAGGUUGUCAUUGAGUGUCCUUUUAUCACGCGGUUUCUGAGGUGAUGAUGAUGAUGGACCUUACAGUGUUAUGAACGCCUUCAGCGAAUCUCCUCAGAGUUAAGCGUGGAUACCCGCUUAAAUUUCCGGCUUUAUAUGCAGGUAUAUACACAUUUAUUUGUCUAUAUAUCCUGGUUUGCAGUGUCUUCACCUGGAGAGUGCUUUACUCAAGCCAGGAACCCAAAAGCCUUUCAGAAUUCAGAGGUCAGAAAAUGAUCCAGGGGUUAACGUUACCCAGUAGAUUAAAACCCGAGCUAGUUAAAAAACUGACAGACUUGUUCAGAUAAUAUCGUGUAUCUGGAGAGACUUGCUUGCUCUUGAUCUUCUAUCAUGGAGCUGAAGAUGUUCAUCCUGGUCUUGGGGCUCCUGGUGGGCUCCGGCUCUCCAGACAUUGGCCCCAAUCAGGGGAAGUGCUCCGACAGUCUGGACCCCGGGCCCCAGGAUCAAGGGAACCACACUCUCACUCCUCAGUCCAAGAAGAACUUCCCGGUUCUGUCUUUUGGUUAUGAUCAUGUAAGGCUCCCCUUUGAGAUCUCUUUAUGGGUUCUGCUGGCUUCACUCAUGAAACUGGGGUUCCACAUGAUGCCUCGCUUGUCCUCCAUCGUGCCCGAGAGCUGUCUGCUGAUCGUGGUGGGUCUUCUGGUCGGUGGACUCAUGAAGCUGGUCGCCGAGGUCCCUCCAGUGCUGGAGUCCAAGAUCUUCUUCCUGUACCUGCUGCCUCCCAUCAUCCUCGACGCCGGAUACUUCAUGCCCAUACGGCAGUUCACUGAGAACCUGGGCACUAUUCUGAUGUUUGCAGUGGUGGGAACGCUCUGGAAUGCCUUCUUCGUGGGUGGUCUGCUGUACGGUGUUUGCCAGUUUGAGGGCCACAGACUGGUGAACGUGGACCUUUUGUCGUGUUUGCUGUUCGGCUCCAUCAUCUCGGCUGUGGACCCCGUGGCCGUGCUGGCUGUGUUCGAGGAGAUCCACAUUAACGAGCUUCUCCACAUCCUGGUGUUCGGAGAGUCUUUGCUUAAUGACGCCGUCACUGUGGUGCUGUAUCAUCUCUUUGAGGAGUUCUCCAGCGUGGGAACGAUUACUGUCAUGGAUGUGUUUCUGGGUGUGGUGUGUUUUCUGGUCGUGUCGUUGGGUGGUAUCGUGGUGGGUGCCAUCUACGGUCUCCUGGCGGCCUUCACGUCCCGCUUCACCUCGCACACGCGUGUCAUCGAGCCUCUGUUCGUCUUCGUCUACAGCUACAUGGCUUACCUGUCGGCCGAGGUGUUUCAUCUGUCCGGCAUCAUGGCACUAAUCGCAUGUGGUGCCGUCACGCGUCCCUACGUGGAGGCCAACAUUUCCCAUAAAUCCCACACCACCAUCAAGUACUUCCUGAAGAUGUGGAGCAGCGUGAGCGACACACUCAUCUUCAUCUUCCUGGGCGUGUCGACGGUGGCCGGGCCGCACGAGUGGAACUGGAUCUUCGUGGUGGCGACCCUCAUUCUCUGCCUGGUGGCACGUGUUCUGGGUGUUGUCGGCUUGACCUUCGUGAUCAACAAGUUCCGUAUCGUCAAACUCACGUCUAAGGAUCAGUUCAUCAUCGCUUACGGCGGUCUGAGAGGAGCGAUCGCCUUCUCCCUCGUCUACCUGCUGAACACGGAUCACUUCCCCAAGAGAAACAUGUUCCUCACCGCCAUCAUCACGGUCAUCUUCUUCACCGUGUUUGUGCAGGGCAUGACCAUUCGUCCUCUGGUGGACCUCCUGGCGGUGAAGAAGAAGCAGGAAACGAAGCGAUCUAUUAAUGAGGAGAUUCACACACAGUUUUUGGACCAUCUGCUGACCGGCAUCGAGGGCAUCUGUGGACAUUACGGACAUCAUCACUGGAAGGACAAGCUGAACCGGUUCAAUAAGAAGUACGUGAAGAAGUGCCUGAUCGCAGGCGAGCGCUCCAAAGAACCACAGCUGAUCGCCUUCUACCACAAGAUGGAGAUGAAGCAGGCCAUCGAGCUGGUGGAGAGCGGCGGCGGGUCCAAGCUGCCCUCGGCCGUGCCGUCCACCGUCUCCAUGCAGAACAUCCAGCCCAAGAAGUCUCCUCAGGACCGAGCGCUGCCGCAGCUCUCCAAGGCUCGUGAGGAUGAGAUCAGAAAGAUCCUACGCACAAACCUGCAGAAGACACGCCAGAGACUGCGCUCGUACAACAGACACACUCUGAUUGCUGAUCCAUACGAGGACGGCUGGAACGAGAUCCUCAUCAAACGGAAGAGAAUGAUGGAGCUGGAAAAGAAGAUAUCACAGAUGAACAAUUACCUCACUGUUCCCGCUCCAGCUCCUGAUUCCCCCACCAUCGCUCGAGCUCGGCUGGCUUCAGACCCUCAAGCAUGGGGCCUCAAGUCCCUCACAGAAAGCAUCCCUACCAUUAAAGUGGACCUCGCCUCACCGCAAAGCCCAGAGUCCUUUAACAUGGUGGACGAGAUCGGCAAGAAGGGAAGCCAGCCGAAGGCGAGCGAGGAGAAGGAUGGCCUCACCAUGAAAGUUCCCUCUACGACAAAGCCGAGAAAAGACAAAACUGCCAACGAGGACGACGACAAGGAGCCGCAGCAACGGUUAAUGCGCUGUCUGAGCGACCCGGGCCCCGCCGGCGAAGAGGACGAAGAGGACGAGCCCUUCCUCCACUGAGAGAUGAAUGAGAAUGGAUGUCUUGAAUCUACGGUCCUUGUGGAGGAUCACUAACUGCUGUAAAACAGAGGACAGAUGUGUAAUCUGUAGCAAGCCAAAACGGAAGGAAAAUGAACCAAAAUAAAGUAAAUGAAAGGGAGCGAUCAAUAUAAGCCAUUAUUAUGAUUAUCAUUUUAUUUAUCAUUGCUCUUUUCAGUUGAAGCCCGUUCACACCAAGGACGAUAAUUAUAAAGAUAACGAUGACGAUAAUAGUUGUAAAAAUCAUUCUUAAUAUUAAAGAAUAGCAGAUUCCACACCACAGCUUUAACGAUAUAAGCACAGAGACUCGAUACAAACAUCGACACCCAAUCAGAAUCCAUCCUGCUAUAGCGACCUGGAGAAUUUAAGCAUGCGCAAAUGUAGUAUGAUAAAAAGUGGAACUUCUACGACUAGCCAUAAUCAUGAGAAAAUCUAAAUAUGAGAUACUACGUCAUAAUUAUGAGAUAAAAGGUUGCAAUUAUGGCACGCUAAGUGAUAAGUAUGAGAUUAUGACAGUCAAAUAUGAGAUAAAAAGUAAACAGUAUGAGAGUAAUAAAUGUACAAAAUAUGAAAUAAUGAGUUAUAAAUAUGAGACAGUAAGCCAUAAUUAACCGUCAAAAUAUGAGAUACUACAUCAUAAUUAUGAGAUAAAAGGUUGCAAUUAUGGCACACUAAGUGAUAAGUAUGAGUUAAAAGCCGAAAUUAUGAAAGUCAACUAUGAGAUAAAAAGUAAACAUUAUGAGAGUAAUAAAUGUACAAAAUAUGAGAUAAUGAGUUAUAAAUAUGACAGUAAGCAAUAAUUGACAGUCAAAAUAUGAGAUAGUACGUCAUAAUUAUGAGAUAAAAGGUUAAAAUUAUGGCAUGUUAAGUUAUAAGUGUGAGUUAAAAGCCGAAAUUAUGACAGUCAACUAUUAGAUAAGAAGUAAACAUUAUGAGAGUAAUAAAUGUACAACAUAUGAGAUAAUGAGGUAUAAAUAUGAGACCGUAAGCAAUAAUUGACAGUCAAAAUAUGAGACGUUAAGUCAUAAUAAUUAUGAAACAAGAAGCCAUAAUAAUGAUGUAUCUCAUAUUUUGACUUUUAAUUAAUUCAUUUAAAAAUAAACAGACAAUAUCCUCCUCUGCUGAUGUGGACGCUAAUAUCAUUAUAAUUAUCGUUCUUGGUGUAAAUGGGGCAUAACACUGUCCGUGCCAGGCAUGAUGUGACUCAAAUCCUAAGCGAUGAGUGAUUGUCAUUGAGCUCCUGUUAUUAAACAUCAGGUUUAUUAUUUCUGGUCACAUCGUGUCCGGUUGGGAAGUCAAUGUUCCCGUCUUGCAUUGGCUAUGGAAUAAUAAUAUUCCACACGAGGGGAACAGAUCUAUGCAUAACCAAACGCUCGCACUGUUCAGUCUAUUCAGGUGAAGCGCUUCUGUUGUUGUUUUCAAAGCAUUGAUGCAUUUUCUAGUUCACGAUGCUCUUGUGUUCAUUCACGUGAAUUGCCUUUGUUUUCGUGACGUGAGUAUCACUAGUUGUAUUUUACCUCUAGGGGAAUUUGAUUGGUUUAUCAGGAGAAAUAUGAAACCGGUUGCAUUACGGCCUUUCUUAUAUUUAUCAUACAGAUGGUGCGUAUUUACACUGGCUUAUUAUUUCAUCCUACAAGUGGAGGACCAUUCAAAUCACGCACAUAACAAACCUGAGAAAAAAAACUAUAAACUUGUGAUUGCACAAGAGAUUCACAUAUGUAAAGAUUUUAUUUUACACCAAAAAUUUGAUUGUGAUCGUGUUUCCUGUUUUCUUUGCUUGUACUUUAUAUCAAAGAACACUUUGGUCUGAUAGUCUUUAAAUUCCCUUUAAAUGCACUCAAGCGCUUUGGUGACCGCUCAUGACCACUCUGUUAAACAUCUGGACCGUCAUAUCAGCAAAUUUUGAUUUAAGGGAAUAGUUCAUGCAGAAAGAACACAAUUCUGUCAUUGUUUACUCGCCUUCAUUUAAUUCCAAACCCAUAUGCUGUUAUUUUUUUUUCUCAUUGGAAAGACAAAUGUUGAUCUUAACGCAGCUCUUUUCCAUAAACGUUUAUAGUAACCCAAUCUGGGGAUCUCCAAAAAAAGCAUCAUGGGAAUAUCUAAACUUUACAUUAUAUUCCAAUUCAUAUGAUUAAAGAAGCCCAUUUCUGCUACAGAAAGUCAUGGUAAAUCAUAAUUAUGACAUAAAACAUCAAAAUGUGAGAUACCAUGUCAUAAUUGUGUAGACAAAGUCAUAAUUAUGACAUGAUAUCUCAUAUUUUGCAUCAUAAUUUUGAGAAAAUUCUAAAUUAUAACACCAAGAAUAGUUUGAUUAAAAAGUGGAAAUCCUAAGAUAAGUGAUUUUAUGACAGUGACACUAUGAGAUAAAAAAUAAACAUUAUGAGGGUAAUAAAUGUACAAAAUAUGAGAUAAUGAGUUAUAAACAUGAGACAGUAAGCCAUAAUUAUGAGAUAAAAGGUUACAAUUAUGGCACGCUAAGUGAUGCAUUAAAAGCCGAAAUUAUGACAGUAAACUAUGAGAUAAAAAGUAGACAUUUGAGAUGCUGAAUCAUAAUUAUGAGAUAAGCCACAAUUGACAUCAAAAUAUGAGAUACUAAGUCUGAAUUUUGACAUACUAAUUUAUGAUAAAAGCUAUUAAAAAGUCAAAAUUAUCAGAUAGAAAGUCGAAAUUGUCCGAGUUGAAAUUAUGAGAUAAAAACUUGAAAUCGACAGUCAAACUUUAACUAGAAAGUCAAAAUUAUUAAAUAAAAAUAAUAAAUUGUCAUGCAAGUCAUAAUUAUGAGAUAAAGUGGACAUUUAUUUAUAUGAUAAAAGCUAUUACAAAGUCAAAAUUAUCAGAAAGUCAAAAUUGUCCAAGUUGAAAUUAUGAGAUAAAACGUUUAAAAAAAAAAAAAAAAACGUAACCUACCAAGUCAAAAUUAUUAAAUAAAAAGGAUAAAUUAUGGCAUGCAAUAAAUCCUAAUUAUGAGAUAAAGUGUAAAUUAGGACAAAAGGUCAAAAACAAUGUGAGAUGAAAUUAUGACAUGAAAGUAAUAAUUGUGAGAUAUUAAGUGACUUCAUGCAAACAUCGAAUCAAUUAUGACUUCGGUCAUAAUUAUGAUUUACAAAAGCAUGCUCCCCCCCCCCCCCCCGUUUCUCGUUCCAUAGUAAAGACCUGAAGCGGAGUAAAUGAAAACAGAUGUUUUAUUUUUGGGUGAAUUAUUCCUUUAAUACCUGCAGACGAACACUUUCCCGAAACCCUUUGCCAUGUAGCUCUGCAUUCUCACACACUCACACACACACACACACACAUGUGAUAGAAACGCAGGUUCGGAAAUGUUGAUUUGUGUUGCAUGACCCCCAAACAGUGUGAUUGUAUCCCGAAAGAGCUAUGCAGAGUCUGAAGUAUGAAUUAUAUGAAUUAUUCCCUUUAAAGCCUUUGCACCGCGAGUAUCAAAACACAGGCCUUUGAUUCUCCCGCAACCGAGAGGUGCAUUGCAUAUUUUAGAAAGAAUCAAUAAUAUAUCAAAAUCAGAAAGUCUUUUGCAUGCACAGAGAGUAGAUUAGUCUUAUUUUAAUGUGAGAUGUGGUAAAAUCGUAUCUAUAUAUUUUACAGAUGUGACCUCUAAAGCGUCCGGAGAUGUCUAUAUUCCGCUUUGAAGUAUUACAGUGCUAACUGACCAGUUAUUUAACUUUUUGACUUUUGCCUUUGAGAAGAGAGGAGGCCUCGUCUUCUGCCUUCCCCAUCAGAUUCGUCACGGCCUUCGCUUUCGGCUGGUUUUGGGAGUUUAGCUGCUUUCAGCUGGUUUUGGUCUCUGAAUGAAUGCUCACAGCAGUAAUAGGUUUUGAUGCAUUAUACAUUGACUGCAGUAUUCACAUCAACACGGGGGAACAUUUAAAAAAUUCUGUCAUUAUUAACUCAACCUUAUUUUGUUAUAAACCUGUAUGCUGUUAUUAGUCAGUAGAGUUUUUUUGUUGUAUAACCUAGUUUCUACUAAUAUUGUGAGUUAGUUUUUUUAAUUUUUAUUUUUCUGAUUUAAUUUAAAUAAUUUUCUCUAGUAAUCUUGCUGUGUUUGUGUCAUUUAUAGGAGUUUUUUUUUAUAUAUAACCAUAUCAUUUUUAUUAUUAAUUGAGUUAUUUUAUUACAUCAAGUUCUUUUUGUUACUUUGUUGUUGUUUUUAAAUAUAUAUAGGUUUAAUUGAAUUAUAUUUUAGUUUUAAAUUUAUUAUUAUAGUUUAGUUUUAGUUAGUUUAGGACAUCAGGUUAAAGUCAAUUAAAAUGAUUAUUUAUUGCUUAAGUUAUUAUUUUAGUUUUUAUUCAUUUUUAUUUUAGUUUUAGUACAUCAAAUUAAGCUUAAUAUAAAUUAUUAUUAUAAAUGUUGCCUUGGCAAGAAUCUAAAAUAAACAAGUUUUUAUAUUAUGUAAUAUUUUUAUGUUUUUAUUUAUUUCUACUUUAUUUUAUUUCCGUUAUUUCAUACAGUUUUUAUAUUUACAUUUUCUUAUUUAAUUUUGAGUUAACCGGCUUGUAACAACACAAGGUUGAUUAAAUAAUUACAGAAUUUACAUUUUUAAAUGAAAUAUUCUUUAAAACGUUUAUUUGCCUUUGACAUGAAGCUGAAUGCCAACGAUCUGCCCUUUUUUAUGCAAUUCUUUAUAUUUAACAAGUAUGCAUGCUUUUUGUUUGUCCUUGUGUUAUUUUUCUUAGUGUUUUUUAUUGCUUGCCACUGAUUCUUUUGAUUGAGUAACACUUGUGUAUUUUUUAAAUCAUAUUCACCAUAAAGCCUCUUUAUAAAGACAUCAUGUAUGAUGUAUUGAUGUCUGCUUUACGACUGUUUACUUUUUUUGCUUUGCAUAAUUUUGCCUUGUUUUCAGAGUUUUAUCAUGAAGCACAUGGACAAUUCUGUGCAUUUACAUUAUUUUGGUUUGUAUUUGUGCAUGCUGUAACUGUAAACUGCUGUUCAUCUGUCAUCUUGCAGAUCAGAUUCAGAUGCAUCAUGCUGUUUGUGUUUUCUGAAAGAUUUUAGAUUAUCCUGAAGAACUGUAACCGCUCUCAAACAUGCUUUAACUCCUUAUAAAGCUAUAUACGGAAAAUGCAUGAGUUAUUUAUGUGCUCUUAUUUAUUUCAGACAAGUGUGGAACAAUCGGUUAAUUUGUGCUUAAACAUCUCGUUUCAUAAUUGUGAGCUUUUGUUUCUAAACGCAGAUUUAAGAGGCCGUUUGAAGCACUUUAUCAUGAACCACCUUUAAAACAAACAUUUUUUAAAAUACAGCAAUAAUAAGCCAUCAUUCAGUGAACAUUUACUACAGUAAACGCACAGAUUUUACCUCUCUGUGGAAUGUAAAGUCAUGUAAUGUCAUAGGCAGGUUUGAGAAGGGUAAGUUGAUUUUAUAUGGGCUAAGGUGUGGAUUUUUAACUUGUAUAUAGGAACGAUUAUUUGUUGUGGGUCCAAAUAUCAUGAGAGCUUCAUCUAAAUGUUAUUAAUAUACUGUUAUGUAAUCUAUUCAUGUCUUUUUCUCUCCUGUUCUGAUUGGACUAAUUCAUUGUAAUUUGAAAUUGCAAUAAAAUGUUUAUUUUACACAUACACACACAAUAUAUAUAUAUAUCUAAAUAUAAGAUUUGAGAUAUAUACUACUGUACAUAAAUGUAAAAAUCUGAGUGUAGCACUACAAGGAUCCACUGUAUUUGUUGAGUCACUUCAGCAUUCGCUCUUGCAUUCUGGGAACUAACAUUUGUGUAUCAUCAAAGAUACAUGAACGAUGUUUUCGUUUGCCAAAAGCACCUGCUUUCUCUUUGAUGUGAAUGCGCGGUUGGUUUGAUGUAUUGAGAUGUGAGUGCACGGCUCGAGCAGCAGAGGGCGCUGCUCUUCAUUCAUGGAAGUGAGUGGGAAUCUGCUGCUGGAGUCAAAAACAGACCUGGAAUUCUUCAAUAAAGGUUCAGUGAAGAAAGUUUAACUUUUGGGAAAAUCA